AUGCAGAGACGCUCCAGAUUGAAAGUACAGCUGCUGUUCCGUGCAAACUCUGAUGACAACACGGCCACAGUUCAUGGGAACAAUGUUGCUUCAGCUCCAACGCCUUUCGAUUCCACAGGCCCUUCAGAUGAAUCAGUCCAGAAUGUUGACUCUGUUCCAGCUGGGGUGCAACGUUCACUUCAACCCACUGGUGCAGAAAGUUCUGAUGGUGAGCGUGACAAGAUGUUGACUGCCGUUUUGCCUGAGACAGCAAUCAAGCCUGAGGCUGACACGACAGAGGUCAGAAGCUUGGCAGACGCUCACAGUUGGCCAGAUCACCUUUUGGAAACCUAUGCAAACCACUUCGAGGUUCACGAUGACUCCACGAGGCUGAUUUCAAAUUCAGAGCCGGAGUCCGAUGAUGAUCUGGGCCACGACAAAGCUGGCAGAGAUAUGCGCCAGUGCCUGAAAGACCUAAAGCACCGCAUGGACUUCAGCAUUAUUUCAACAGCUUUCUCUCUGGAAUAG
Durusdinium trenchii is the source of this 507-nucleotide messenger RNA. The record is from the annotation of a GenBank genome assembly. Lineage: Eukaryota; Dinophyceae; Suessiales; Symbiodiniaceae.